AUGCUUCACGAGGCAGUGUUCGCCUUAGGAGGGUAUCCGGGUGUGUUAUCCAGCGAAGAUGAAGAAAAGAAGGAUAUUUUUAUCAAACAUCUACACCCUUGUGAACGAGUAUUGUUGGAUAGAAUAACACGGGUUGCCGCAGAUUACCUGUCAUUAAAGAAGUUCAUUGAUAAGAAUAUUUGUGCCGUUAACGCCAAAGAUUCAUUUGAUACCUCAGAAGCACCUUGCGGUAUCGGAGGUUACAUUCUAGCAUUUUGUAAGGCUUUGUAUAAUGUGUUGCAGCCAUAUAGAGAAGAUGUUGUUUCUUUAGAAAAGGAAAUUUUAAAUGACCCAUUUUUGCCUUUGUCACAUGUGACAUAUAGGGCUGAAAAAAAUGCAUUGUUUCUCAAUGUUUUAAACAGAAUGGUCAACCAGUUGAGCCUGGAAGGUUUGCAUGGAUGCCAAGUACUUGGUUUUCUCCGGAGACAUUUACCUUCAAGUGAAAUAAAAGAUGCUGUUGGUCAUAUUUUAUACAACUGUCAUGUAUUCUUUUAUAAACAACUAACAAGUUGGCUUUUGUAUGGUCAUCUCAUGGACAAACACAAAGAAUUCUUUAUUGAACAUCGAAAAGAUCUUUCCAUUGGAAAUUCAGUUUCUCUUGUAAAGAGCAACUGUGGUUCUUAUGCCACAGAAGUCAAUGGUGAUAAUAAAGUCAUGUAUCCUGCAUUUUGUGAUUAUAGAAUUAAUUUCAGUAUGUUACCCCCAUACAUACCAGCCUCAGUUGCUUAUAAAAUUCUGUUCACUGGGCAGACAAUUUUGAUGUUUGGCAAUAGUGUGGGUGACAGAAAAUUUUCUGAAAGCCAGAAAAGAAAUAUUUCAAUUUGGGGAAGCAAAGAAGAAGAAUUUUUACAUAAAUUGCAAGAAUUGCAGAAUUUACCUACUUUUGAUCUUAAUAAAUUUGAAACAACUAUGAAUGAGAUUCGAGCUUGUGUUACUGAACACUUGUGGCAUGUAGCUGUGGAAAAGGCUGAACUGUUUCAACAACUUCAAUUAAUGAAAGAUUUUUUUCUUCUGGGACGAGGAGAAUUAUUCUUAAUGUUUAUACGAGAAGUAAGACCUCAUCUGACCAGAAAUGCGUCUGCCCAAGAAGUUAACCAAGCCUUCCAAAUUGCUGCACGAAAAGUUUUGUGGGCUGAUGAAUCUGCUUUGGACAAAUUUCAUUUUGUACUUCACAAAAGAGAACAAAGUUUACCAGGUGAGAGGGCUGAUAAAAGUGAAAUAACAAGUUGGGAUCACAUCAGUUUACAGUAUAAGGUAAGUUGGCCUCUCCAUUUACUUUUCACUGAUGAAACAUUGGAGUGUUACAAUAUGCUGUUCAAAUUCCUUUUACGUGUGAAAAGAGUACAAGCGGACCUUCAUAAUAUGUGGCUGGAACAUAAUAUAAAAGCUUGUAAGACUGUGGGAGGAAAUGUUUUUCAGUUUUCAGUUUGGCAGUUGUGUACUGGCCUUACUUUCUUAAUAGACAACUUACAGUAUUACUUACAGGCUGAUGUUCUUGAAAGUCAGUAUAUCUUAAUGCAAAAUACCAUUCAGAAUUCACAAGAUUUUGAGAAAGUUCAGCAGGCUCAUGCAGUUUUCCAGUCCAAUAUACUCAGCCAGACUUUCCUUCGAAUUAGUUCCACCCAGAAUGGACAUGUGUCAGAUGGGACUCAGUCUGUUGUCCCAUCAAACACAACUUGUAGAACAGAAGUUAAUCAAGUACAUCGCAGAUUGGAUCAAAUCCUUUCUUUGAGUGAGAAUUUAUGUGAAUGUAUGCAGAAAUGGAGUAGUCCUCUUAAUGAAGAAGAACUUGUGGAAUUGCUGAAAAUGGAUGAAGAAUUCACAUCACAUGUAAGAUUUCUAAUGCAGCUACUCUUUUGCCUACGCUCGGAGCCUUGUGGUGCUCACUUAUCUCAACUUUUACUCAGACUUGAUUUCAACAGGUGGUUCAGUCAUUCUACUUCUAGUUCAUAA
Gryllus bimaculatus (two-spotted cricket) is the source of this 1992-nucleotide messenger RNA. The record is from the annotation of a GenBank genome assembly. NCBI's taxonomy places the organism in Eukaryota, Metazoa, Arthropoda, Insecta, Orthoptera, Gryllidae.